Chara braunii is the source of this 1111-nucleotide messenger RNA. NCBI's taxonomy places the organism in Eukaryota, Viridiplantae, Streptophyta, Charophyceae, Charales, Characeae. The record is from the annotation of a GenBank genome assembly.
CUGCGGCUGUUUGCUGUUGCAGCAGAGAUGUCUUGGACAUGCUUGCCACCGUAGUCUCUGACGCCAACCAUGUCUCACUGCUGAUGUUGCACAGUGACAUGGGUGACGUGGAGCGGUCCUUGGUUCUUGAUCAGUUCAGGGCCUUGAUUGAGUACGAACGCAUUGUCAGGGAAGACGAAGGGCUCGCUAAGGAAAGCGGCAGACAUGAAAAGCAGAUUGAAAGGAAAGUUCAUGUGUUGGUGAUGACUGAUGCAUGUUUACCGACACCGGCUUUGGGGGAGGCCCCUCUCGGUGUCCACUUGUUGCUCAAUUACGAACUUCCAGUUAAAAAGGAGGCAUAUGUCCGCAGGAUUGGGGCAUGUUUUGGCCCUGCAGCUGCGGCAGCUAUCGACAAAGUAUCGGAUGGAUCUGGAGUUAGGGGAGGAAUGGGAAGCUCACCAGUAUGCUCGCCAGGACAUGGAGGAGGAAUUGUCGUCAACUUUUUGACGGCUUCUGAAGUUCCACUGCUGCGCUCUAUCGAGGAAGGAUGUGGCAUAUGCAUGGACGAGAUGCCUAUACAUAUUUGUGAGCUUCUCUAAGGAUGCUCUGUAUGAAGGAGUGAAGCGACAAAGAACGGGUGCUGAUGGCCAUCCACUGGCAUGCAGUCAUGCUGAAGUGAAAAACACCAUCAGGGUCCAUCACCAACCGUAUAGAAGAGGGAGAGGGAGAAAUUACCCAAUCCUGACAUAGGGAGAAGAGCGAGGGGGAGGACGGACACAUGGCAGUUUUCUUUCGGAGAGACCGAUUUGUAUAACAAACAACGAGGGUGUUUCCUUUCAGAUCCAUGAAAAAACAAAGUCUCAAAAGGGGACUCCAUCAAGGGGGCAUUCAAACGUGGGCAAUUGGGCAGAGGGGACUCCAUCAAGGGGGCAUUCAAACGUGGGCACUUGGGCAGUUUGCAGACGAACAUGCCUGAGGAUUUUUUUUUUUUUUUUUUUCCGUCUGGCCGAAGGAACCCUGACCAGCAUUGAUUACUCCCGCAUCGUGGAGGAUUGAUUGUCAGCUUGCCUUACUUGCACCUUUCCUCUCAGGUCCACUACAUGAGCCUGCCAGAUAAAUAAUAAAGAGCAAG